AUGGAGGAGCCCGUCGAUCGAUGCUUGACGACAGCCGAGGCAAGGGUCCCCCGUCGCGGCCAAGACACGACGGCGGGAGGACACGACGGCGGGAGGACACGACACGAGCAACCGAAGACGCCGGAGGAAGAGGAGGAGAAGGAGGAAGAGGAGGAGAAGGAGGAAGAGGAGGAGAAGGAGGAAGAGGAGGAGAAGGAGGAGGAGGAGGAGGAGGAGGAGGAGGAGGACGACGACGAAGCAGACGACGACGACGUCGACGACGAGAACCGAAAGGAGACGAGUGGCCGGAGAAGACGCAUUCCAUUCGACUUCGUAGGUAGAUGGCAUCCAUCGCACAAGGUCCGUACACUCGUUUGUUGA
Molecule: messenger RNA, 360 nt
Organism: Drechmeria coniospora
Lineage: Eukaryota; Fungi; Ascomycota; Sordariomycetes; Hypocreales; Ophiocordycipitaceae
Exons: 2
Coding region: 1-360 (119 amino acids)
Source: RefSeq, a predicted model, not a curated record